Molecule: messenger RNA, 1395 nt
Organism: Amyelois transitella
Lineage: Eukaryota; Metazoa; Arthropoda; Insecta; Lepidoptera; Pyralidae
Gene: fbp
Product: fructose-1,6-bisphosphatase 1
Exons: 6
Coding region: 77-1087 (336 amino acids)
Biological process (GO): fructose 1,6-bisphosphate metabolic process; sucrose biosynthetic process; fructose 6-phosphate metabolic process
Cellular component (GO): cytosol; cytoplasm
Molecular function (GO): fructose 1,6-bisphosphate 1-phosphatase activity
Source: RefSeq, a predicted model, not a curated record
CUCGGCCUUCAAUGUGGCUGCAACAUCGCCAGUCGUGUGUCGCCGCCUGAGGAAACUACUCGCAUUUACCGCCAAGAUGACACAACAAGGCCCGGCUUUCGAUGUGAACGCCAUGACCCUCACGCGAUGGGUCCUGUCCCAGCAAAGGACGGCUCCCUCGGCCACCGGGGACCUCACACAGCUACUCAACUCCAUACAAACAGCGGUCAAGGCCAUCCAGACAGCUGUGAGGAAAGCCGGCAUUGCUAAACUACAUGGAAUCUCAGGCGACACCAACGUGCAAGGUGAACAAGUAAAGAAAUUGGACGUUUUGUCCAACGACUUGUUCAUCAACAUGCUCAAAUCCUCCUAUACCACCUGUCUCCUCGUGUCCGAGGAAGAUUCUACAGUUAUUGAGGUGGAGACUGAGAGGCGCGGUAAAUAUGUGGUAUGCUUUGACCCCCUCGACGGCUCCUCAAACAUUGACUGCCUCGUAUCUGUUGGAUCUAUCUUUGCCAUUUACAAGAAACAAACUCCCGGCGAGCCCUCAGAAGCCGACGCGCUGCGGCCCGGUCGCGAGCUGGUCGCGGCCGGCUACGCCCUGUACGGCUCAGCCACAAUGCUGGUCAUCUCCAUCGGCAAGGGCAAGGGCGUGAACGGCUUCUUAUACGACCCCUCUCUUGGAGAAUUCGUUCUCACCGACCCCAACAUGAGGAUCCCGGAGAAGGGAAAUAUCUUCUCUGUCAAUGAAGGCUACGCGGCGGAAUGGUCGGAAGGCCUGAAGAACUACAUCCACGACAAGAAGCACCCGAAGUCGGGCAAGGCGUACGGCGCGCGGUACGUGGGCUCCAUGGUGGCGGACGUUCACCGGACCAUCAAGUACGGCGGCAUCUUCUUGUACCCCGCCACCAAGUCCGCGCCCAACGGAAAGCUCCGUCUCCUGUACGAGUGCAACCCCAUGGCGUUCAUAGUGACAGAAGCGGGGGGGCUGGCCACGGACGGGCGCCGCGACAUCCUGGACCUGCAGCCCGCCGGCAUCCACGUGCGCGCGCCCUGCUUCCUCGGCUCCAGGAAAGACGUCGAGGAACUCCUCCGGUACCUCAAGUGAUGAGCUGAACCAAUUCCAUAUAGUAUACCAUUUGUCAGAAUAGUUUUACAUCUACACUACACUCCGCUGAAGUCCUGAAGUGCAGUUUAGUAAUUAAAUUUGCAUCGUAAAACAAUAUGUCUUCCGCCGAACUCGAAAAUGGCAAACAAAUUCGUUGUUACUUCGUAAGAAACAGAUUACAGAAAACAUGAGAUGUGGUGAAUAUUUUCGUCGUCACACGUUGCUCGUGUCAUAACGCGAUGUGUUCGUUUUAAUUCGUAUUUUAUUUAUUGGGAUCUACGUUUAUAAUAAAUACUUUAUCUGUAGUA